Molecule: messenger RNA, 3128 nt
Organism: Ostrea edulis (European flat oyster)
Lineage: Eukaryota; Metazoa; Mollusca; Bivalvia; Ostreida; Ostreidae
Product: coiled-coil domain-containing protein 169-like
Exons: 14
Coding region: 372-1415 (347 amino acids)
Source: RefSeq, a predicted model, not a curated record
AAAAAAAUAAAAAAAAAAAAUUAGAUGUUAGAUCCGCUCGCGUACUUGCAUACAUCUAACAUCUAAUUUUAAUUAGAUUGCCAUUUGUUAAAUUCGAUUCGCAACAAAUACUGAUUAAUUUUUUAAUUGUCAGUUAUUGACUUUAUUGUUAUAGUAACAAAACAUGUUCAGUGCUGUUACUUAUGUAUGAGAACCAGGGUAUUCCUUUGAUCUUUGUAAUAUACCUGUGGUAGAAUGAAAUACAAUGACUGGAGAGCAACACCCUGAGGAAAAAUUAAGAGGCUGACUUCCACCAAGUGGAUACCAGUGAUAUUCAGUAGCACCUCAUUAACAUUGAUUAUGACGUUUCGUUGGAUACAAAGAGAGUCAAAAUGGCGGUCGAAGUAAUGGAUGACUUCGAAUUGGAGAAGUUACGAGCUGAAAUUCAGCAAGAAAAACAAAUGAAAGAAAUGUUGGAGCAGUCUGCGGCUGAAUUAAAAGCGACCGUCGAAGAGCUAGAGAAACGCUAUGACACCAUCGACAAUGAAGACCUAUUAUCUUCAGGAAAGCAAAGUCCCUCAAGUGUGUCCAGUUCUGAUGAACUGAAUUGGAAUGAAUGGAAAACUCGCUAUGAAACCCAGACGGAAAUAAACGAACAGUUAGACCGGCAGAUAUUAAUGCUUCAGAACAAAGUGCAGGAGGCGAAAGCAAAUUUAAAAGACGAAGAUUUAGCAGAGUUGGGACUUAGACCUGGAAAGGGUAUAUUAAAACGUAGAGGAGUGGCUUUCACGGACGAGUCGUCCGAGGAGGGGGAUGACAAAUCUUUGGACAAAUGCAUUCAGGUGGACAUUACCAAGUCCAGCUUAACAAGUAUUUUGAAACCGUCCCCAGCAACCAGCGCAGAUUCCAAGAAUAUUAUAAGGUUUGAAAUACCCAAGGAAACCAAGAAAACACUGGAGAGAACAAUCAAAAUCCGAACGAAGCCUGGUAGCUAUCUCCCAGCUGGAAAGUCUCCAAGAGACCUGAAAAAUUUUGAUGACCUCUCUGAUGCCAAUCCGCAUAUGAUACGAUUACUGGAGAAAGAAAAGAACGUUCUGGCGAACCAGAUGAGAGACAUGGAAUGGAGACUCGACCAGGAAUCAAAGGCAUACCACAAGGCUAACGAUGAGAGGAAGACGUAUUCACUGGAGAUCAACUCUACCAAGGGCUCCAUCAAUGAGUCGUCCACUCGUACCAAGUUAUCUUCCAGUCGGGACGCACUGGACACUAUUCCGGGAUCUCGCACUCCCAGGAGUAUGGGUUCUAGGAUAUCAGUGCAUGAAACGGAUGAAAAUAGCCCUCUUUCUUCGCCAAGGAGGUCCAAAAUUAAAACUGUUCGAAACACAAAUUACCGUAGUCUAAGAAAUUUGGAGCAUGAGAUACGGCUGAUGGGGUAAGCUCUCGACCGUGGAUACUGUGUUCCUAUUCCUUCUAUAGUUAACUGUCCUCCGCUCUAACUAUGCUAGCUAGAUUUUCCCCCAUAGUCUCCAGUUUACUUUGUUUUCAGGGAGGAUUUCUAUUCAUUUUACACUUGGUUUCGGUCAAUAGUAUUGCUAGUAUUUCACUAUUUUCAAUUUUUAUCUUUUUGGGAGUGUUACUUUAAAAAAAAACUUCUGCAGAAGCAUUUUUAUUUUUACAGCUCAAGUCGUUUCCUUCUCUUUGUUUUUCUCUAAUCGAUGAUAAGAGAGUAUUUCUCUAUGGAAUUUGUGUAUGAUUAUAUUGGCGUAGAUAGUGCUAAGUUUAAUUAUACAAUUUCCUGUUACCAAACAAGGUAAGACAAUAUGUAGAUUUGUGUGCAUUGUCCUCUGAUUUCGGGUGAUUGUACUUACUGAACAUAUAUAUUAUAUAUAUUACUGAUAUGUAUAUUUAUACUCUCUAGAAUUAUUUUUGUUUCACGAUUUCUUUCAACUAAUAUAAAUACUUUAAAAGUUUAUCCAUAUCUUUAUGAAAAUACGCUAUCUGGUCAAACAUAUGAAGAAUUUAAAACAAUUCCAAUCAUGGUUGAUGCUGAAAGAAUGGAUUUCGUUGUAUUUAAUGUGGUGUAAAAGAUGCAUUAUGAUGUAAUGUUAAUAGAAAAGUGAAAGAUAUAAAAGGCAAUGAUUACACUUGUCUCUGUUUUGUAGCAAUAUACCAGAGGACCAGAGGAUACUGGACCCAAAACAUGGACCAAUCAAAAAAGCGGCUGCCGUGAAGAACCUGCCCAGUUUAGAGACCACGUGAUUUUACUUAGAUUAGGGAAAAGGCAAUAUUGUAUUUAUUGUUCUGCACCAACACUUCUAUCUGGAUAUUACACUGUAGAUUUACUGUAUGAUAAACGACCUCCAUAGACCUGUAAUGUAUCCGGAAUUACUUGUUAUGCAAUACGGAAGAAUCCGUCCUUGUUUUUGCAUCAUUAUUAAUUCGAUAUAAAUGUAGUACGUUUUGGAUUGUUUUAUUAAAGAUUUUUAAUGUAUACACGUUAUGUUAGCAGAUGAUUAAAAUUACUGUGAAUUUUUGUUAUCAUAUAUAAUUUCUUAAAAUAUAUAUAUAUUUAGGGCUGUGCCUUCUUAUUUCCUUUAUUGCUUUCAUACUUUCAUAUUUGAAUAUACUAGUAUGUCCGAUUUUAGAUACUACUUUCAAUACAAGAGAUCAUAUUUUUGAAAAAAGGAACAUCCUGCACUGAUUUGAAUAUUGUUUUAAGUGCCCAGACCAACGAAAUCAUAUUGUUAUUACAUUACAUGGCCUUUUUGGAUUGUUUUGCUAAAGGAAUAUAUUACAAUUGAUAUUUCAAAUCAAUAUACAAACUUAUAUUCUCUUUAGUAUUUGAAUUGUACACUGCAAGCAAGUUGCACAAAUGGUAAAGGGGCGUUUAUUGAGGGUUGUUUUUACACGUUUUGUUGCUCUUAAUCAAGAUGUAUUCAUUUUCAGUAUUUAUCAACUGAAGGUGCUCAUAUAUUGAAGUAACACCCAUUUGAUAAUGAUUUAAAUGUUUUGUUUAAAUACUUGAAAUCAACCAUAGUUUAAUUGUCCAUAAAUGUUCUGGGUUUCAUCCUCAACUUAUAAAUGUAAAUGAUGAUUUAAAGUUUUGAUAAUUAAGUUCAAAGUGUUGUUAAUAAAAUGAAUUAAAUCUA